Messenger RNA from Angiostrongylus costaricensis, 312 nucleotides. NCBI's taxonomy places the organism in Eukaryota, Metazoa, Nematoda, Chromadorea, Rhabditida, Metastrongylidae. The record is from the annotation of a GenBank genome assembly.
AUGGCACGAGCUGCAGGCAACCGCGAACUAACGUCUGAACUUGCAAAACAAUGCAGACAGGCGAUAAAAGAUCUUAAAGAGAGAAGAGGAGCAGUAAUCGUCGAAGCUGCAAAGGCUGGGAAAAGUAUUCGUAAAGCCCACCGAAGCUUCGCCAAUUACAAGAUCAAGAGGAUUGCAGUCCGACGCCCAGACGGAACAGCUACAGGGUCCAAAAAGGCAGCGGAGAAAAUCAGCCACAAGUACUAUUCAGAUGCCUUCGAUAGCCACGCCCACCCAAAGUCGUAUGAAAUAAAGGAGGAGGAUAUAUUGUAG